Linderina pennispora is the source of this 498-nucleotide messenger RNA. Its product is annotated as dUTP diphosphatase. Gene Ontology annotation, molecular function: magnesium ion binding; dUTP diphosphatase activity. The annotation marks the transcript as partial. NCBI's taxonomy places the organism in Eukaryota, Fungi, Kickxellomycota, Kickxellomycetes, Kickxellales, Kickxellaceae. Gene Ontology annotation, biological process: dUMP biosynthetic process; dUTP catabolic process. The record is from RefSeq and is a predicted model, not a curated record. The transcript has a single exon.
AUGGGCUCAGCAAUCGGGGGCCAAGCAGCUAGAGAUUUGGAUAGCCUACACAUCCAGCAACUGGGGACAGGUGAGCGGAACAGCGUUCAGAUCCAAUUACUUCAUCCACGUGCAACCCUACCUAGCCGUGCCCACCAGACAGAUGCUGGUCUGGACAUAUCAUCAGUGCGAGCCGUGUUCAUCCCACCAGGUACCACAGAACUAGUACCAGUGGGGUUCGCAGUAACACCUCCACCAGGCAUGUAUAUGCAGCUGAUAAGCCGCAGUAGUCUAGCCAAACGAGGGAUUACAGUGGAGGGAGGAGUGAUCGACCCAGGGUACACAGGGGAAGUUUCGGUGAUUCUGAGGAAUAGCAGCGCAGAACCAUAUGCAGUCGCAGUGGGCGAACGUGUAGCACAGAUGAUAGCACACAUGCUACCAAUAGUAGCCGUACAAGCAGUGGACAAGUUAGGCCAACAUGACCGAGGCAAAAAGGGAUUUGGCUCCUCUGGUACAAGC